Zonotrichia leucophrys gambelii is the source of this 767-nucleotide messenger RNA. Its product is annotated as lysosomal alpha-mannosidase-like. The record is from RefSeq and is a predicted model, not a curated record. The coding region runs from base 1 to 651 and encodes 216 amino acids. Gene Ontology annotation, molecular function: carbohydrate binding; alpha-mannosidase activity. Lineage: Eukaryota; Metazoa; Chordata; Aves; Passeriformes; Passerellidae. Gene Ontology annotation, biological process: carbohydrate metabolic process. Gene Ontology annotation, cellular component: lysosome. The transcript is spliced from 4 exons.
AUGCAGGGCACACCUGGGUAUACCUGGGCAGGGCUGCCCCCACGCAGGGCACACCUGUGCCCACCUGUGCCAUCCCCCGCGCCCCUCCAGGUGCACCGGCGGCUGCUCCACGACGACAACCGCGGCCUGGGGGAGGCGCUGGACGAGCCAGGUGCGGACGGGCGGGGCCUGGUGGUGCGGGGGCGGCACCUGGUGCUGCUGGACACGGUGGGCGCCGCACCUGAGCAGCACCGGCCGCGGGCACAGCAGAUGGCGACCCCGCCCACCGUGGUGCUGGCACCGGGCAGGGGGCCUCACCUGAGACAGGUGUCGGGGCUGCGCCGGGCGCUGCCCCCCAACGUUCACCUGCUGUCGCUGGAGCCGCGCGGGGCCGGGGCCGUCCUGGUGCGCCUGGAGCACCUGUACCAGGUGGGGGAGAGCAGGAACGGAUCCCGGGCAGCCACCGUGGACCUGACGACCCUUUUCUCCGCCUUCACCGUGACGUCACUGCAGGAGAUGGCGCUGGGGGGGGACGUCCCCCUGCCCCUCCCCCGCCUGCUCUGGAACCCCCCCACAGAGACCCCCAGACCCCGGCUGGACCCCCGGUGGGUGCGGCUGCGGCCGAUGGAGAUCAGAACCUUCCUGGCCUCUGUGCAGUACCGGGGGCUCUGAGGGAAGCCCCCUCCCCAAAAAAACACAAAACCAGCAAAUUCCAAACCCUCCGGGGGGCUGGGGGGGGGCCCUGAGGGAUGGACGCCCCCCACCCCAAAAAAAAAAAAAAAAUAAAA